Messenger RNA from Penaeus monodon (black tiger shrimp), 2318 nucleotides. RefSeq names its product 8-oxo-dGDP phosphatase NUDT18-like. The transcript is spliced from 9 exons. The record is from RefSeq and is a predicted model, not a curated record. Gene Ontology annotation, molecular function: 8-oxo-GDP phosphatase activity; 8-oxo-dGDP phosphatase activity; magnesium ion binding. Bases 101 to 1120 code for a protein of 339 amino acids. NCBI's taxonomy places the organism in Eukaryota, Metazoa, Arthropoda, Malacostraca, Decapoda, Penaeidae.
UGCGGAGGAAGCCGCUGAACUUCACUCAGUCUCGUUUGAGUCCUUGUCGAGUGUGGGUGUUGAACGUCCUUCCAGGAUUCUCAAGUUCAGGCGAAUAAGGAUGGAUUCCAUCGAGGGGAACAUCAAGCUGCUCCUCCAAGGGAAGGAAAUCGAGGAAUCGCAAGAAUUUUGUGACUUUACCCUCGACGACCAGAAUGAGGUUACAGCUGCGAAGGGUGUUGCUCCUUCCUCACCAGCGGAGUUCACGCCAGUACUGAAGGACAAUGUUUGCUUCAUUGUGGCAGCUGUUCUGGUCAACUCAGAGGGCCAAGUGUUAAUGAUGCAGGAAGCCAAGAGUUCCUGUGCUGGACAGUGGUAUCUACCUGCAGGACGUAUGGAGCCUGGUGAAAGUAUUGUGGAAGCAGCAAAGAGAGAGGUACUAGAGGAAACAGGACUAGAGGUUGACAUCACCACACUACUCAUGGUUGAGUCAGCGUCCGGGUCUUGGUUCAGGUUCGUUGUGACUGGCAGUGUCACAGGAGGAGAACUCAAGACUCCAGCAUGUGCAGAUAAGGAGUCACUGCAAGCCAAGUGGGUGGAGAACCUAGGGGAACUCAGUCUCCGUGGAAAUGACAUAUACCCACUGAUCCAGAGAGCGAAACAGUACUGGGAGAAUCAGGAAUCUUGGCACCCACUGGUUCUUCCAGUGACCAGACCCCACACUCGAUUGCUGAUGAGAUUGGUGAUCGCCAUUCGCAAGAAGGUCAAUAACCGUGUGUGUGUGUUGACAAGUGAUAAGACAGCAACCCAUCUUCCAGUUACUGAAAUCAAUCCAGUUCGUUCCCUUCACUCUACCUUAAGAAAAUAUAUGACUGAGAUUUUUGGGUCAGAUCUGCCCCCCCACAGACCCCAAGGCGUCCUCAACGUUGAACUACAAACAAGCUCACCCAGAGGCAGUCACGAUGGCCUGUGUAUUACAAUACUCGUCCCAAUACGCAAAGCACUGGAGGAGGUUCCGCUCAUAGAUAAAUACUCUUGGGUAGAAUUGCCCAAACCACUAGGUGAAGACCUCCUUAAUCGCAUGGGCAAGAACAUGAUUGUACCCUUGAAUGUGAUACGAGUGGCUACACUAAUCAAUUGAGUUUGCCGUCUCCCUCCCUGCCUCACCAGUCGCUGUUCGUGCUACUGGGAAUCGUGUGCCUAAGUUGAAGUCAAGUAAGGGACGCUAGUGGAAGCCGAGACCAGCUAAUGUGUCCAGUUAGAUCACAUGAGGGUGUAACACAUGAUGCAUUGCUUAGAUAUUUGCCGUUUCUCCAUUGCUUUACUUUUUUUUAUAAUGAAAAAAGUAUUUUCUUUUUUUUAUUGUGAUUAGUCUCUUAAGACUGUUUAGGGUGAAGAAGUUACUCUAAUUCAAAAGAUUUACAUAUUUUUUUGUGUAUGUAGCUAUUGUUUCAUUCUUUCUUUUCUUCAAAUUUUAAGCUGGUUUUAGCUUAAACUUCGAGAUGUAGCAACAAGCUGCAAUGGAGUUCUGGCAGUAUCAAAGUGAUUUAUGCAUAUGCCUGUUAGAUAUGAUAAGCCAGUAUUGCCAUCACCAAAAUGAAACUUUAUAGUUAAAUCUGUCUUUACUAUUUAUUCAAGUGCAGUAAGUUUACUAGCUUGAUAAAAUUUUUAAUAAUCUUAAAAUGCAUACUUUAUGAGUUCUUGAUAUGUCUACCUUCCAUACUCAGACUGUUUUCUCUGUAUAAAAUAAGUAUGGAGUUUUUUUUCCAUUUAAUUUCAUUGUUUAUUCUUACAGCUGACUCUUAAGACUUUUAAGAAAUGAACUUCAACUGGCAUUUUAACAGGUUCUCUUGCACACUAUAGCAUCUGGGCUUUGCUCUUACUUUCAUAUAAGACCGUUCGGCAUUUCAUACUGGCUUCGGGGUGUAUCAUUAUUUCCCUUACUUGACUUCUCUCAAAUGAAAAAGGGGAUUUCUUUUCAGGUGUUCAAUUUCAAACUUUUGAAUUUUUGUUUCUUAUCUUUUUUUUUAUGUAUAACUCUCUGGAUUAUGUGUGGCAUCUAGAGCAUGGAUUUACAAAAGUGUCUAAAUUUCUAGUGUAUUUUCCAGGGAUUUUAUUGGGCUCAAUUUUGUGAAUUCUCAGAGCACUUCACAGAAUUUCAUUACUUUUUGUGUUCAUCUUGCUUACCAAGUUUAUUUUAUUUCUUACUUGGUUUGGUUUUCUUACAAAGGUCUGAUACAUUGUGGUAAGACUGGUAUCACAGACGGUUUAUUGGGUAGUGGAUUUGAUCUUCAGUGAUAAUAGUAUGUCUUGAAACUCAUUGUGUGAAUAUGUUUACA